AUGAAGAAUCGCCAGAGGGGCAAGUCUGACAAUGGAGGUCCGAUCCGUUCUGGGCAUAGGCCGACCGGAAGGUUUGAUGGACAGAGACAAGCUGGUAGGUUUGACAGGGGCAUGGCUCCGAUGAAGAAGCCUUACCAACGCCCUGCUGACAGGGUACCUUUUGCUGGAAGAGGCGAAGCCCGUGUUCCUAAGGAUGAUGUCGUCUACUUCAAGUGCAACCAGAAUGGGCACUAUGCUAAUGAGUGUGGGAAGGAGAUUAUAUGCUGGAAGUGCCAGAAGCCAGGACACAUUGAGAGGGAUUGUCCUAAUGCUGCUAAGACCGAGCCAGUACUGAAUGCUACCAGGGGAAAGCGACCUUCUGCUCCAGGUCGUGUGUUUGCAAUGUCUGGCGAACAAGCUGCUGUGACCGAUGAUCUUAUCUAG
Messenger RNA from Lotus japonicus, 423 nucleotides. RefSeq lists its product as uncharacterized. Gene Ontology annotation, molecular function: zinc ion binding; nucleic acid binding. Bases 1 to 423 code for a protein of 140 amino acids. The record is from RefSeq and is a predicted model, not a curated record. The transcript has a single exon. Lineage: Eukaryota; Viridiplantae; Streptophyta; Magnoliopsida; Fabales; Fabaceae.